GUGCAGCCAAUCCGCGCCAGCCCUGCCAGUUAACAGAGCAGAAUGGGCUGUAGUUUAGUGUAACAGGAAAGCUGCAAAACAGUGUGGAGUGCUCUCGGUGCAACAUUAAAAAAGAGAGAGAGGAAAACAAGAAAGGGGGAGACGGAGAAGGGCGAGUUUUUGGGUAGUGCUUUUUUUUUUUAAAGCAACCCAAACCUCAAAGUUUCCUAACUCUCAACGUGCUCGCUUGCCGGCGCUGGGGUUCGCGUCCUGCAAAAGGGGAGCCCCCUGGACUUUUCUCGGGCUGCGGUAACACGCCGCGACUAUUGUUUGCGGGUCUCCCCUCCCCCCCUCCCCGAAAUAUGGCAAAGGUUCAGGUGAACAACGUCGUGGUGCUGGACAACCCUUCUCCUUUCUACAACCCUUUCCAAUUCGAGAUCACGUUCGAGUGCAUCGAGGACCUGUCCGAAGAUUUGGAAUGGAAAAUUAUCUACGUGGGCUCCGCAGAAAGCGAGGAGUACGAUCAAGUUCUAGAUUCAGUUUUGGUGGGCCCUGUUCCUGCAGGAAGACACAUGUUUGUAUUUCAGGCAAAUGCUCCUAAUCCAGGACUAAUUCCUGAUGCAGAUGCUGUAGGAGUCACAGUUGUGUUAAUCACCUGCACCUACAGAGGUCAAGAAUUUAUUAGAGUUGGCUAUUAUGUGAACAAUGAAUAUACUGAAACAGAAUUGAGAGAAAAUCCUCCGGUAAAGCCAGAUUUUUCUAAGCUCCAGAGGAAUAUUUUGGCAUCUAACCCCAGGGUCACAAGAUUCCACAUUAACUGGGAGGACAACACUGAAAAACUGACAGAUGCAGAGAGCAGCAACCCAAACCUUCAGUCACUCCUUUCUACAGAUGCACUGCCUUCUGCUUCAAAAGGAUGGUCAACAUCAGAAAAUUCACUAAAUGUUAUGUUAGAAUCUCAUAUGGACUGCAUGUGACCCGACUUACCUUUCAGCGCUAUGUAUGUGUUAGGAUGUAGACAGACAGCACAGAGACACACAUACACACACACACCAUCACCAGAAACGAUUUCCCGGGAAUUGCAUAUUCAACAUGUGAAGAAUUUGUUUUAAAAUCCCCACAUUCUGUAGAAAGUUUAUAAGGAAAAAGUAUUUGAGUGGAUGUAUAAAUAAAAAUUAUUUUUAAGUAA
Podarcis raffonei (Aeolian wall lizard) is the source of this 1168-nucleotide messenger RNA. RefSeq names its product anti-silencing function 1A histone chaperone (gene ASF1A). Lineage: Eukaryota; Metazoa; Chordata; Lepidosauria; Squamata; Lacertidae. The coding region runs from base 342 to 956 and encodes 204 amino acids. The transcript has 4 exons. Gene Ontology annotation, cellular component: nucleus. Gene Ontology annotation, biological process: DNA replication-dependent chromatin assembly. Gene Ontology annotation, molecular function: histone binding. The record is from RefSeq and is a predicted model, not a curated record.